AUGAUGCUGUGUAGCUCCGCCAAGCGCCUUCAUGGCGGCCCUGGGGCGUCCCAGCCGAGGAGGCUCGGAGCACUCGCCCUCGGGGCUCUUCUCAUCACCUUAUCGCAUGCCGACCUCUUUGCGGUGCUGUGCAGCCCGCGAAGAACUUCAGGAAGUCUGGUGGCUAGGCGUGCGGCCGAACCAACCUACAAAAACCCCGUUGACUACCGGUACGAUAUGGCAGAUCAGCAGGAUGACACACAGUCCCUGACUCGUGACGUGGUGGUCAACGACAUUCGAGAUCUGAACGAGCUCUUGAAGCUGCGAGACCCUAUUUGCCCAGAUGAGGAAAACGUCCUUCUGAUGGCCCUUACGCUGGACAACGGCACUCGCAUUGAACGGCCCACGGCGCAGGACUUGCGAAUGCUCAAGCCGACGAAGCUACGCCCCGUGGUCUUCCACUGGAGGGAUGCGAGCAAAGAUCAGACAAACGCUCCGAAAGAAUACGACGAGAUCAUUCAGAGACUGCUGACUGCAGGGCCACAGGACUUCGAGGAGUUGGUUCGCGCCAACUGGAAGAUGUUCGAUCGAGGUUUCUACUUCCGGCUGUACAAUCUGCGGGAAGACUGCGAAGACCCGCAGCUGAAGCAGAAAAUGGAGAACUUGGAGAAGUACACUCUUGAGCUGAUCCAAAAAGCGCAAGAGCAGACCCGAAAGAAGUUGCCCGAGCAGGAUGCAGACGCCCAGGCCAUCCUGACCACAAUGCUAGAGGAGGAUGGACAGACGCUUCUUUGGCCACCUCCACCAGAGGCCUAUGCACGCUUGGCUGAGGAGAUCAGCAAGAGAGCGACAAGGUCCAAGUACGAGGAUGGCUGGUUCGAGUCGGUCACGACCGUCUGCGAGAACUUCGGUGCAAAGAUGCAGGCAAGACAAGAGAUGCAGAUGCUGGGCAUGUCGCAGAUCGUCAUGCAGCGGCUGGUCACCGAGUGGCUCCGACACGACAGCAUAUGGGAGGAGACUGCUGAAGGCAGAUUCCUUUUUCGGCUGAUGAGCAUCGCGCACGAGCAAUGGGAAACUCAGUUCAUGUACGAGAAGGACCCGGUGGACCCUAUGAAGAUGCGAGAGGAGAUCAAGAUCAUCAGCGAGACCAAGGUGAUCCGCUUGCCCAUGGGCUCCAAGCUGCAAAUCUACGCGGCCAAGUACCUCCAGGGCCUUCUAGAGUUCAUCGACAAGACGAUCGACAAGAAGGGCGAGGUCGUGGAUGUCCAGGCCGAGUCAGACAUGCUCGUUGUAGCGGGUAGCCGAGAGAAGCGGCGGCUACAGAGCCAAGCGAAGGGAGUGAAACAUCAAAACCCACCGCAAGGUGCCGCAAGGCGUCAAUGUUUCAGGUGUUUUCAGAGCUAUCGUCUCCCUCUGGCUUUCAAGGCUACCGCCAUGCUGAUUGUUCAGUUGUCACUGGACUUUCUUGGCGCACUUCCAGUGUUAGCCACACUUGGUCUCAUGGUAUCUCAUGGUGUUAGCAUAGCUCAGAAAUGCGGGACCGUUCCUUCAAUGAUCAGGCCAGCUGAGAGUCAGUUUCGCUGA
This is a messenger RNA of Symbiodinium sp. CCMP2592, 1563 nucleotides long. NCBI's taxonomy places the organism in Eukaryota, Dinophyceae, Suessiales, Symbiodiniaceae. The record is from the annotation of a GenBank genome assembly.